GCAGUAGGGCCAACCCCUCCUGAUUCCUAAAAAAAGAAAGUACAUAUGUAUUUGUGCAAAAAGAAAAGAAAUAAGAAUACGUGAAGUGUAAAGAAAAAACCGAAAGGUAAGACCUAAAUGGACUGUCUUCAUCUAGCACACGCAAGCAAAAAGGUGGAUUUUACCCAGCACGCAAACCUGCCUUAUCUGUGCCAUAACCACAAGGAGGGAAGCCUUGACUGGUAGAAAAGGUUCCAUGCUGCCAGCAGAUGAUCCUUGGGCCUUGGCAAUGUUAAAAAAUAAAAGCAGGGAAGCCUUUGCAUCUUCUGCAUGCAAAGUUUAUGCUUUCUUCUCUUAAUCAAGUAACGGAAUAAUACUAAUCUUUCUCUGAAGGAUAAAGAUGAGUUCCAAGUUGUUUAAAACUCUAGCUGUUAGUCAUUAUCCCAGAGGUAUAUUUAUGUGAAACAAGAUAAAAUGGUACUCCCUCCGUCCCAAAUUACUAUCCGUCCCAAAAUGAAUAGUAAUUUGGGACGGAGGGAGUAUGUAAGAGCCCCUAACAUAUGCAUUUGUUUAUUCAAACAAGAACUUUUGUGUGUUCUUCACCAAAAGAUCGCUGUUAGCGCAAAAUCUUUGGAUGGUUCAGUACCUGAACAAACUUGGCAUAGUUUAGCCCUGAAGGCAAAGCAAUGUAGGAACAGCUUUGGGUUGGCAUACAUAUAGUAGUUAAAAGGUUAUUCAACUGAGACUGAAGGAAUGAUGAAAUCUUUUCAAUGGAAAGCAACAAAGCUGAGGGGAUCACGAAUCUCCUUCUGAAGAUAGUUUUUCCAUUAGCUUUUCCUCUGGCUGGUGCUUUUAUCUGUGACCUGAUAACAAGUAGGGCAAAUAGGCACAGUAGUUUCACAGACUCAUCCGAGAGUUCAUUCCAAUUGGACCAAUCAUUGGGUUCAAUCUGCAACGAAGAGGAGGAAGAAGAAAUGGAGUCAACUCGUCGCGCGUCGCGGAGGUUGGCGCGAACAGGGAGUGCCUGCAGCACUGCAGGUAGACUUGUGAUCAGUGAACUUGCAAGACAGGCUUCGAAUGCUGAAGAAGUCAUGGUGGUAGAAGCCACUGAAAAUUCGUCAGAAGCUGCAGCCAACAAGCAGCUCCAGGAUGAUCAGAGAAUGGCCGCCAACGAGAUUGCGAGCCUGAAGCUCAUGGUGUCAGCCCUUGAAGACCGAGCUUGCAGCAUGGAGGCGCAGUUCAACGAGUACUGCGACAUGAAGGAGCAGGAGUCGGCGUACCAGAAGAUGCAGAUCAUGUGCCUGGGCAUGAAGCUGGAGCUGCUGGAGUCUCAGAACCAGCGGCUCGAAGCGGCUGCUGUGGAGAUCCGUGCAGCUGCCGAAGAGUUUGCUGCCAUGAAAGGCAAGCUCGACAUGCUGCAGAGCAAGUUCAAGAAGAUCACGAAGAGAAGCAAGCAGGAUUCGGAUGCUUUUGGUGAGAAGAUCCUGGCUCUUAAUGUCAAACAGUCCCAGAUGGCGAGAAGGUGCGAGGAGUUUGAGCAAGCCAUGGAAGAGAUGAAGCAGCUGACGUUGCAGCUGCAGGAGCAAAAGGCGGCAGCAAACAAUGAGAACGUGGAGGUGGUCGUGGAGAGAAGCUUGCGGAACCUGUCGAGCGGCAGGGACCUGGUGGACGGGCUGGAGGCGCUCCGGGACCGGUGGGCCACGGGCAUGGAGGAGAUGAUCUACCUGGGCUGGAUCACAGCGUGGCUGCAGCACGACCUCAUGCUCAUCGACGACGACGACGAUGGCAGCACGGUGCUCGGUGGCAGCACCUACGACGGCGGUGAAGACGUCGGCGCCGUACUCGGUGGCAGCGCCUACGACGACGACGAUGACCGGAAGCGGAAAGGUGUGCACCCGCCGGAGGAUGAGAAGAAGAAGGGGGAGACGAUGGUGGCCGCGGCGGCGCCGAGCAACGAGGUGGAGCUGUGCAAGGCGGGCUCCGUGUCGUCGUCCGGGUCGUCGUCGGGCCCGCGCCGCAGCGUGGAGGUGGAACCGCCGGCGUCGUCGUGCUUGGGGUUCGCGGCGGCGGGCGGGUGUAGCAGCAGCAGCAGGGGCGGCGGCGGCGGCGGGUGGAGCAUCGGGCGGCCGAGGCUGCUCCGGAAGCUGCGCGGGUGGGCCGCCGCCGGCGGGAAGGCCGGCGACAGAGGAGGCAAGGCGCGGUGCAGGAUCGCGGGGCCGUGCUGUCAGAAGUAAAUAAAAUAAACAAUUACAGUCAUCGAUCUGCGUAUACUCCUAUUUGCUUGUGAAAAUUUGAGAAUGGAAUGUACUAUAUUCUUUGAGAAUAGGGGGAAAGAAAAAGAGAAUUGCAUGUGACUGGGAGAGGAAAAAAAUUGUUUGAUUAGCGUGAGUUGUACGUGUGCGUUGAAGAUUAUUGGUUUGUUCGGGAGUCGGGAGAACGAAGGAAUACGCUGUGUUCAUGUGCUUAGCGCUAACAAUACGUUCGUUUCAA
Messenger RNA from Setaria italica (foxtail millet), 2469 nucleotides. Its product is annotated as protein CHUP1, chloroplastic. The record is from RefSeq and is a predicted model, not a curated record. Lineage: Eukaryota; Viridiplantae; Streptophyta; Magnoliopsida; Poales; Poaceae. The transcript is spliced from 3 exons. The coding region runs from base 750 to 2213 and encodes 487 amino acids.